Molecule: messenger RNA, 4540 nt
Organism: Etheostoma spectabile (orangethroat darter)
Lineage: Eukaryota; Metazoa; Chordata; Actinopteri; Perciformes; Percidae
Gene: lgr4
Product: leucine-rich repeat containing G protein-coupled receptor 4
Exons: 18
Coding region: 666-3602 (978 amino acids)
Biological process (GO): adenylate cyclase-activating G protein-coupled receptor signaling pathway; activation of adenylate cyclase activity; positive regulation of canonical Wnt signaling pathway
Cellular component (GO): plasma membrane
Molecular function (GO): G protein-coupled peptide receptor activity; protein binding
Source: RefSeq, a predicted model, not a curated record
GGUGACUGUGCAGCAGUUGGCAGACUCUGACGUUGUGGUGUAGGUCUCAGCGUUGCACAGGCCGGGCCCAGUGCUGCAGGUUGUCCGGUAGGGUGCCUGCCGAGCUACAGUACAACAUGCUGUUGAUGUCAGGAGCAAAGGAGGGGAACGUGAGGAAUGGCUGAAAACUGUCGGUGAUCUUGUUAGGAAACAAACCAUGAGUGUCCGGUAUGUUUAACUGAACAUGUCACCGCCACGGGAUCAGCAUGUUAGCGACGCAUUAGCAGGCACCGUUCGUUUUGUUUUUUGGGUAAUUUAAUGGGACAACGAAAAAAAACGCAAGGUAGGCUACCGCUCCUCUCGCCAGCCCUGCUACUUUAUUUUCAUGGACUAAUACGACGCACAGGGGGGUUGAGAAAUGUUUAACAGCAAGGUAAAACACUCGUCUUCGAAGACGAUGUUUGGUUUUUAACGCUUGCCAAACCGUUAACGUGGAUAUUUUUUGUACGGGCUCGUUAAUGUAUGAAGUGCUCGGACGUUAUAUUUUGUUUUGAAAAGCGUCGGUUAGGCUUCAUCUCUUCAUGCCUCAACCGACCAACCACAUGAGAAGUCUACGUCCGGAAUAGAUUAAACCACAAAGAAAGGCCUCAUUUUUUAUCGCUUUCACCUGAACCUACGAGAAAAAAAUGCGUGUGGAUUUGUUUUGGAUGUGUUUCUGGUGUUUCCUUCGUCCUGGUGCCACCGGUCAAGAGCAAUCGACGGCCGUUUGUUCGCCCUCAUGCAGUUGCGAUGAAGAUGGAGGUGCAGACUGCUCCGGGAGAGGGCUGACCACCGUCCCAACUGGGCUCAGAGCUUUCACCUACUAUCUUGACCUGAGCAUGAACAACAUCACUGAGCUUCCAGCAUUUGUAUUCAAGAACUUCCCCUAUCUGGAAGAACUGCGACUUGCGGGGAAUGACCUGUCAUUCAUCCACCCUGAAGCCUUGUCUGGACUGCAUCUGCUCAAAGUCCUUAUGCUCCAGAAUAAUCAGCUGAAGACUGUGCCCAGUGCAGCCCUGAAGAACCUUCACUCUCUGCAGUCUCUUCGCCUGGAUGCAAAUCACAUUACCACAGUUCCAGACGACAGUUUUGAAGACCUUCAGCAGCUGCGUCACCUCUGGUUGGAUGACAACAACCUGACGGAGGUCCCCGUCGGUUCUCUGAGACACCAGGCCAACCUUCAGGCUCUGACGCUGGCACUUAACCGUAUCUCGUACAUACCAGACAAUGCCUUCGCAAACCUCACCAGUCUAGUUGUGCUACAUCUUCAUAACAACAGAAUUAAGGAGAUUGGGGACAACUGUUAUGCUGGACUACUGAACCUGGAGACACUAGAUCUUAACUUCAACAACCUGAUGGUUUUUCCCAAAGCAAUAGAGGCCCUGCCCAAACUCAAGGAACUCGGGUUUCACAGCAACGACAUUGCUUCCAUACCUGAAGGGGCCUUCCAUAACAACCCCCUGCUGCGAACCAUACAUCUUUAUGACAACCCUCUGUCCUCAGUGGGUGCUUCGGCUUUUCAGAAUCUGUCUGACCUGCACUCCCUGAUGCUGCGUGGGGCCAGCAUGAUGCAGGACUUCCCCAUCCUUACAUGGACUAACAGCCUUGAGAGUCUAACCCUGUCGGGUACCAAAAUAUCGUCCAUCCCCGCCAAUCUUUGUGAAGACCUCAAGUUGCUUCGGACGCUAGACCUGUCCUACAAUGAGAUCAAGGAGCUACCAUCCCUCCAGGGCUGCGUCCGGCUGCAGGAGAUAAGUUUUCAGCACAACCAAAUUCAACAAGUUGACAGGGGCACUUUCCAAGGUCUCUCUGCUCUCCGUUUACUAGACCUGAGUAGAAAUGCAAUCCGAGUUAUCCACAGAGAUGCUUUCCUCUCCCUCACUGCGCUCACCAACCUAGAUUUGAGUAUGAACUCUCUCACUGUGAUUCCAACAACUGGACUGAGCGCGCUCAGUCAGUUGAAACUCUCAGGGAACCCGCAGAUGAAAAAUGUGCUGACUGCGAAAAACCUGCCCAAGCUCAGGUCCAUCUCUCUCCCUUAUGCCUACCAGUGCUGUGCAUUUGUUGGAUGUGACUCAAUGACACGUUCUUCCGAGGAAUAUGACGUGAAGAAAUCUACAGGCGAGGAGGAUGUGGAAAGAAUCUCAAUGAUCAUGCAUUGCUCUCCUUCACCAGGAGCCUUCAAGCCUUGUGAGCACUUGCUGGGUAACUGGAUGAUUCGUCUGACAGUCUGGUUUAUUUGCCUGGUGUCGCUGGUCUUUAACAGCCUGGUGCUUGUGGCCACCUUCUCCCCAACACACCGAGCCGCGAGCCAUUCCCACUCCCUCACUCCGUCUCUCUCCCCAGCCCGGCUGCUGAUGGGGCUGCUGGCCCUGGCCAACCUGCUCACAGGCCUGUAUGUCGGCGUGCUGAUCGUGCUCGACGUUGCCACCUGGGGCUCGUUUGCCGAGUUUGGUGUGUGGUGGGAGAUGGGGCCUGGCUGUCAGGUCACAGGAACUCUGGCUAUCUUCUCAUCUGAGUGGGCAGUCUUGUUACUCUCGCUGGCAGCUGUGGAGCGCAGCGUGGCCGUGCGGACAAUUCUUGGCAAGGUGUUGAUGUCACCCAGAAGGAACGGCGGCAGCCAUCGCGGAUGUUGGAGAGGAGAUCGACGUUUCAGCCUUGUUGCAGGACUACUGGGGCUGCUGGCUGCUGCUGGAGCCUGUCUGCCUCUCCUGACCUCCAGUGACCAGUCCGCCUCUCCUCUCUGCCUGCCCUCCGCUGGCGGAGAGGGUCCAGCUCUGAGUGUUACAGUUGUUCUAGUGCUGCUCAACGCGUUGGCUUACCUGUUCACUGCAGCUGUGUACACCCAGCUGUACUGCCACCUGGGCAGGGUGGAGCUGGCCGAUCCAGAACAGACAGGCGCCCUGCGACACGUUGCCUGGCUCAUCUUCACCAACUGCAUCUUCUUCUGCCCCGUGGCAGCUUUCUCCUUCACCCCUCUCUUGACUGGCUCUACAGCCGGCGGCCCAGAGAUCACCAAGUCCGUCAUCCUCAUUUUCUUCCCACUGCCUGCAUGCCUGAACCCAGUUCUGUAUGUGUUCUUCAGCCCGGCGUUCAGGGAGGACUGGCUGAGACUACGCGGCCGCAGAGGAAUGACCAGGGAGGUGAAGGCUGGCGCUGAAAGUCACGGAGAUGAUGGUGGCGGAGGGUCUGAGCUCACAGACGACGGUUCCUCCACCCACCUGGGCUUUGACUGUGGGGUGUACUCACAGCUUUGUGGAGAGACGGUUAUAUGUGAUCAGUGCGAGGCUGCGCUGCAUGCCAGAACAUGCUCUUCUCCCUCGUCCUCCACGGUCUGUAGACACUUGGUGAAGUCUCACAGCUGUCCCACCCUCCUGGCGGGAGCUGCAGUGUGCCAGCGCGCUGAGAGGUUUUGGGCAGACAGCGGCACACCCUCUGCUCAGUCUGAGUACGCAGACGAGGGGGACUCAUUUGUGUCAGACAGUUCAGACCAGGUUCAGGCCUGCGGCAGAGCCUGCUUCUGUCAGAGCAGAGGCCUUCCUCUGGUACACUACUCGUACAACAUACCUCGAGUCAAGGACUAAGGACGCUUCAGAGCUCCAGUACGUCUGUGGGCACAGAUCUCUCUGUCAUGUGAAUUUAGAUCCUACAAGAAUAUAUAAUUUUUUUUUUUAUAUCGAAUAACAAAAUGUGCCAACUAAAAGACUAUUCAGCAAGCACUUAUGUUUGUAAUUACUGUGUAAACAGAGAUGCAACCAAUCAUUUAAAGGGAACUUGGUAUGCUUUAUGAACUUAGAGACCACGUGAGCUGAACUGAGCACAUCAUGUUACAAACUAGUCGACAAAGCAUCUCGCAAAGGAAAAUCUUGCCACCAGUGCCUGCCUCUUGCUUUCCUGAUGUUGCGAGCCUCAAUGUUUGUGUCAAAGGUUUUGUGAUUUCUCUGUUUUAGCUGUACUUAUAAGCUUUUUUCAAUUUUAAUGGUUACACAUCUUGUCUGUUUUCAAAGCUUCUCCACAGCAACUGUUGAUGUUAUACUUUGAUUUUUUGUUUUGUUUUUACAUAAAUGUAGCAAAUGUAAUAAUCAUUUUAGAUGUUUCUGUGUGAAUGUAACUUUUCAGGUGGUCUUCACCUACCAGAGCGGGAAACUGUAAUGUCAGCAAUAACUUUUGCCAUGCCUGCCUGUGAUCGUAAUCAGUGUGAGAAUAGUAUAAGUAAACGCCAGUCUAUAAUAAACACGUCUUUGCUUUAAGUUACUAAGACUGAGAAUGUGAUAAACGUAGCAGAUAUCACUGUUAUAGCAACAGCUGUGCUUGGUGGUGGUGAAAGAUGUUAUUUAUUGUUUGAGCAGCAGGACGGUGGAGACAAUUUCAGGUGGCCUUUGAAUGAUGAAUAUACAAUAUACCCCAAGCAUUCACCAAAACUACAGGACUUCUCCUUGUUCAAUUCUUCACCAAAAAUAGUACACACAUAAUACAGCUUUGGGUCAUUAUUGUCAUUAGCCUCAAAGAUAAUUCCAGUUAU